Venturia canescens is the source of this 852-nucleotide messenger RNA. RefSeq names its product mitochondrial ribosomal protein S18B (gene mRpS18B). Gene Ontology annotation, cellular component: ribosome; mitochondrion. The record is from RefSeq and is a predicted model, not a curated record. Gene Ontology annotation, biological process: mitochondrial translation. The transcript has 5 exons. Lineage: Eukaryota; Metazoa; Arthropoda; Insecta; Hymenoptera; Ichneumonidae. The coding region runs from base 218 to 781 and encodes 187 amino acids. Gene Ontology annotation, molecular function: structural constituent of ribosome.
AAUUCAUAUCAGGUUCUUUUUUCUUUAUUCUCAUUUCCGAGCCACUGAAUCCAGCGGUAUACGACGUCAUACAGUAGUUCUCAAUUAGCCGAAAAGCAUGGAUUCCUGAAUAUGCAAACAUAACCUAUGAAAUCGUGAGGUUCUCAAUUCACGGAAAAAUACUAACAAGUGCAUUUUCGAUUUUUAUUCAACUAAACAUUUGUUGCUUAAAAGCAUUAUGUCACUGAUCCAUAGCCUUCAGGCUGCAUCUGCAACCGCGUUGUCGAUUGUCCGAGCAAACUUCGCCAAUAGGGCUGCAUCAGUUCGAUACAUUUGCAAAGGCACUCCUCUCUAUAACGAGGAAAACGAAGAUAUCGUUGAAUCUGGUAACCAGGAAAACGAGCCGUACAUUGAUCCUGCAAAAGAUAGACGCAAACCAGUGCCCGUUGAAACCAGCAUAAAAUACCUUGCCAGUGACGCUUAUAAGGAAACUUAUGGCAAUAAUCUGGUCUGGAAAUUAUACCGAAGGAAUCACAAGGGAAUGUACCCACCUAAAAAAACCCGGAAAACUUGUGUGCGCCAGGGUAUAAUUUCAACUGGAAAUCCUUGUCCAAUCUGCCGCGAUGAAUAUUUGGUGUUUGAUCACAGAAAUACCGCUCUACUGAAGCAAUUUAUUUCUGAAUACAACGGAGCAGUAGCAAUCAGGAAUCUGUCAGAAACAACACAAAAAUCUUUUGAUCGCUAUCUACCGGGCGAAAGAUUUCGGCACGAUAACAUUCGACGUACCGUUCAGAGAAUAUAAUUAUUCAGAUUGGUACAAUCCUGAAACCGAGAUUACAAAUAAAUCCGUUCAAUCGGAGUAAACCAAGAAAA